Molecule: messenger RNA, 8364 nt
Organism: Mirounga angustirostris (Northern elephant seal)
Lineage: Eukaryota; Metazoa; Chordata; Mammalia; Carnivora; Phocidae
Gene: ZBTB41
Product: zinc finger and BTB domain containing 41
Exons: 11
Coding region: 271-3003 (910 amino acids)
Biological process (GO): regulation of transcription by RNA polymerase II
Molecular function (GO): RNA polymerase II cis-regulatory region sequence-specific DNA binding; protein binding; DNA-binding transcription factor activity, RNA polymerase II-specific
Source: RefSeq, a predicted model, not a curated record
AGGCGGCGAGGCUCUGGGAGGGGAAGGAGCAGAGAGAGGGAGGGUGAGGUGGGGGGCUGAACCCGGAAGUGGGUAGGCGCUGGAGCGAGCGCGCCGACAGUGGAGCUCAGCGGCUGGGAGCCAGCGGGGGAGCCCUGGGUUCCCGACCAUGAAACCCUCGGGCACGCCCCUCCAGAAGCUGUUAACCAAGACAAUCUAGUUUUUUGUUUUUUUUAAAUAAAUCCUUUAAGACACUUAUGAAGUUUCUUGUUCUGAAAUUGUUGUACUGCAAUGAAGAAAAGGAGAAAGGUUACUGCAAAUCUUGACGAGAAGAUCCAUCUAGGCUAUCAUAAAGAUUCUUCAGAAGGCAAUGUUGCAGUGGAGUGUGACGAAGUAACCUAUACUCAUUCCACAGAAAGACCAAUUCCUGAAGCUCUUCACUGUUACCAGGAACUUCCCCCUUCUCCAGAUCAGAGAAAACUUUUGAGUUCUUUGCAGUAUAACAAGAAUUUGCUGAAGUAUUUAAAUGAUGAUAGGCAGAAGCAACCAUCUUUCUGUGACUUACUUAUCAUAGUAGAAGGCAAAGAAUUUAGUGCGCAUAAAGUUGUUGUUGCUGUUGGCAGUAGUUAUUUUCACGCGUGUUUGAGCAAAAAUCCAAGCACUGAUGUUGUCACCCUGGAUCACGUAACACACUCAGUUUUUCAGCAUUUGCUUGAAUUUCUUUACACAUCAGAAUUUUUUGUGUACAAAUAUGAAAUACCUCUUGUUUUAGAGGCAGCAAAAUUUCUGGACAUUAUAGAUGCAGUUAAGUUGCUAAAUAAUGAAAAUGUUGCCACUUUUCAGUCUGAGCUGGCUGAAAAGUCAUCACCAGAAGAAACACUAAGUGAAUUAGCUGGAAGACUAUCAAAUAAUCAUCAGUGUAAAUUCUGUAGUAGACAUUUUUGUUAUAAAAAGUCUUUAGAGAAUCAUUUGGCUAAAACCCAUAGGUCCCUUUUAUUAGGGAAAAAACAUGGGUUAAAAAUGCUGGAGAGAAGUUUUUCCACAAGAAGAUCGAAAAGGAAUCGGAAGUGUCCUGUUAAGUUUGAUGACACCAGUGAUGAUGAACAAGAAAGUGGUGAUGGGUCAGACAAUUUGAAUCAAGAAAAUUUUGAUAAGGAAAAGUCAGACAGAAAUGAUUCUGAGGACCCUGGAAGUGAAUAUAAUGCUGAAGAAGAUGAACUAGAGGAGGAAAUGUCAGAUGAAUACUCUGACAUUGAAGAACAAAGUGAAAAAGAUCAUAAUGAUGGAGAAGAGGAACCUGAGGCUGGUGAUUCUGUAGGAAAUAUUCAUGAGGGGUUAACUCCUGUAGUCAUUCAGAACAGUAACAAAAAAAUAUUGCAAUGUCCUAAAUGUGAUAAAACAUUUGACCGCAUAGGGAAAUAUGAGAGCCACACACGUGUUCACACAGGUGAGAAGCCCUUUGAGUGUGAUAUUUGUCACCAGCGCUAUUCAACAAAGUCUAACCUAACUGUUCACAGAAAGAAGCACAGUAAUGAAACAGAAUUUCAUAAGAAGGAGCACAAGUGCCCUUACUGUAAUAAACUUCAUGCAAGCAAGAAGACUUUAGCCAAGCAUGUUAAGAGAUUUCACCCUGAAAAUGCACAAGAAUUUAUUUCCAUUAAGAAGACCAAGAGUGAAAGUUGGAAAUGUGACAUUUGUAAGAAAUCUUUUACUCGAAGACCACACUUGGAGGAACAUAUGAUUCUACAUUCUCAAGAUAAACCUUUUAAGUGUACCUAUUGUGAAGAACAUUUCAAAUCACGAUUUGCACGGUUAAAGCAUCAAGAAAAGUUCCAUCUGGGUCCUUUUCCAUGUGAUAUAUGUGGUCGCCAGUUUAAUGACACUGGAAAUUUGAAACGCCAUAUAGAAUGUACCCAUGGUGGAAAGAGAAAAUGGACUUGCUUUAUCUGUGGAAAAUCAGUACGAGAAAGAACUACUUUGAAAGAACAUUUGAGAAUCCACAGUGGAGAAAAACCUCAUCUUUGUAGUAUUUGUGGGCAAAGUUUCCGUCAUGGAAGUUCAUACAGACUUCACUUACGAGUACAUCACGAUGAUAAAAGAUAUGAAUGUGAUGAAUGUGGGAAAACGUUUAUUCGUCAUGACCAUCUUACAAAGCACAAAAAAAUACAUUCAGGUGAGAAGGCUCAUCAAUGUGAAGAAUGUGGAAAAUGUUUUGGUCGUAGGGAUCAUCUCACUGUUCAUUACAAAAGUGUACACCUGGGAGAGAAAGUGUGGCAAAAAUACAAAGCAACCUUUCAUCAAUGUGACGUUUGUAAGAAAAUUUUUAAAGGCAAAUCAAGUCUAGAAAUGCAUUUUCGGACGCAUUCAGGUGAAAAACCAUACAAGUGUCAAAUUUGCAAUCAAUCUUUUAGAAUUAAGAAAACUUUAACAAAACACCUGGUUAUUCAUUCUGAUGCCCGACCUUUCAACUGUCAGCACUGUAAUGCAACAUUUAAGCGGAAAGACAAGCUGAAAUACCACAUUGACCAUGUUCAUGGCAUAAAAUCUCCUGACGAUCCUCUCAGUACUUCUGAGGAAAAACUUGUAUCUUUGCCAGUAGAAUACUCAUCUGAUGAUAAAAUCUUUCAAACAGAAACAAAACAAUAUAUGGACCAGCCCAAAGUUUAUCAGUCAGAAGCCAAGACUUUGUUACAGAAUGUUUCUGCUGAAGUGUGUGUUCCAGUAACAUUGGUUCCAGUUCAGAUGCCGGACACUCAGAGUGAUCUGGUGCGUCAUACAACCACGCUGCCACCACCUUCUCAUGAGAUCUUGUCGCCGCAGCCACAAGCAACUGAUUACCCCCGAGCAGCUGAUUUAGCUUUUCUGGAAAAGUAUACUCUCACUCCUCAACCUGCAAAUAUAGUUCAUCCAGUACGACCUGAACAAAUGCUAGAUCCUAGAGAACAGUCUUAUCUUGGAACGUUACUAGGCCUCGAUAAUGCUACUGCUGUACAAAGUAUUUCUAAUAAUGAGCAUCAUUCAUGAGUAAAUCUAAACAUUCCACAGACUUUUUUGAUGGUUAUGUGCUAAUGGUAGCCUAGACUGAUGGCUUUUAAAUUAGUAAGGCUGCUAUUUUUUCAUUUUCUCUAGUUUCUCCAGUCCUCAGAACCGUUUCAAAUCAAGAAAAAUAUGUAUACCUGUUUACUGAACAUAUGAAUGAAUAUUUGGACACAUUUGGAGGUAUAAUAUUUGAAAUGACAUUUCUGUGAUUUUUAAAGAUGACUUAGUGCUAAUUUUUAAUGGUUUCUCAGACUUUUCAAAAUUACUGGCUGUUGACUUUAUGGUUUUGUUUUUGGUUUUGUUCUUAAUUAUCCAUGGAAAUUUUUAUUCUUGUUCAGUUUUGAUCCUUUUUUCUCCCUUCACCAUCUUCUAAACAAGCUUAAGGACCAUGUAGCCUUUAAGAAAGAAUAUAAGAGUACACUGAUAAUUACAACUCUUCCUUGUCCUAACUUAAGAUUCAUUAUUGCUUCUUCCACAUUUUAAAAAACUGAAAUUAGGAAUUUAAAUUUAUAGGGAAGUCUUGGAUAUUUCUGUGUUUUUUAUUUUUUAUGUGGCCCUAAUUUUAGGUUAUUAUUAAUCCUUUGGUCUUUUGACAAACUCAAAGCCAGAAAGCUAACUUAAUUAAGAUUAGCUUGUUAAAUGAAACCUAGAAUUGAAAUAAUUCUCCAAAUGAUUGGUUUUUGCCUAUGCUUCAAUUAUUAUGAGUAAGAAAUACAAAUUUUUAAUGUAUAGGCAUUAAAUUAUACAAGUUGAAAAUGUCUUAAAGACAAAUUAUGACAGUUUUAACUAGAUAGCUUUGAAGGUAAGUUCAUCUUUUACAUUCUGUCAUUUAAGAAACAUCAAAAAUACAUCAUACCAGGUAUCUUCAUCUCACUAAAGGAGGGGCAAUUAUAACUAAUCAGUGAAAUUUAAUUAACACGCUACUUUUGGUCUCAUUUACUUUGGCUAACAAAAUUGUGGGAAACAGAACCUAGGUAUUUCAUAUAUAAUUGUUAGGGAAGGUGCCAAACAAAUUAUAAAAUUCAUGCCUAACUAAACUUAAUGUUUACUUUAAUUAAAGGGAACCACUAUUUGUAUACAGAUUUACAUGUAAUCUAGAUCUUUAUUUUGCUUUUCACAGAAGCCUAAUGUCUGUAAUUAUCCUUGAUUUUUAUUUUUGUAGGAGAUAAAAGUUGAGGACUUGGUGAAAGGAAAUAGCAGUUAGAGCAAAAACCUCACUGAUAAAAAUUAAUUGAGGAAAAAGUCAGUCAAAAUUAUAAAAUACCUUUAAAGAUGUGCACUUUCCAUAUUUUCAAGUCAAUUUAAACUUAAGCUAGGAUAAUGUUUCCUAGUAGAGCUGCUUGAAGGAUUAGAAUAGGCAGGGUUGAUUUAUUAUUAGCAUGUCAUUUGUAUGUAAACUACUGGAAAAUAGCAAUUUUAAGAGUUUUCUAGUUCAGUUUUGUUUACACUCCUAAUUGCUUUAAGCACUUUUUUUUGUGUGUAAACUGUAAAGUCUGGCCCAGCCCUUGUGAAAAAAAUCACAAAUAAAAUAAUGAAGUUUUAAUGAAUAAAAUUUAACCACUUAAUAAUGGGGAAACUUGUUUGCUGAAGCACUUAAGAAAUGAAGGUACUUUAGAGGAACAUUCACCAUACUAGUGGCAAUAAAACAAAAGAAGAAAAAAUGUUGAGAUUGAGGCAGUUAACCAAAGUAGCUCAUACAAGUAACAAAACCGACCUGAAUUUUGCCUCAGUCAUCAAGGUUUGGUUGUAAUUAAUCUAGGACCAGUAGAUAUAAUUAAUGUAUUCUUCUUUUUAAAAGGUUCUUACUUUUGUGUGGAAAUGUUAUAUCUGGGGUACUUACAUGAUUGAACUUGACUAUAUGAGGUACUAUUGUUAGUCUGUUAGUCUUUCAAAUUGACUUUUAAAAAUACAGAUCUUUAUGAUUUUUAUCAUAAAGACCAGCGAGACUUUUAACUAAAAAACUUCCUGUAAUGAGACAAAAUAAUACCUAAAAGUAUACCCUGCCUUACAUAUAAACCAUCAUAGAAAAGUUUGGACUUAUAAAAAGGCAGAUGAUAUGUAUGUGUCUGUAUGGUAUAUUGUAUGCUUGGUAGCAAGAAAGAAAGAAGGUGUUGCAUUUUCACAUUGAAAAGAAUACUUUGCUUUUUGAAGGUAUUUACUUUAGGAUUAUUUUAAUAAUAAUUUCCUAAUGCUUUAAAUAUAUAAUUUGAUUGUAGGAUUGGUUUAUGGUAUAAAACUUUUCUGGAAUACAUCUCUUAAUGUAAAGUGAAAUAGAAUUAUAUUUAGUUAUUAUUGUAGGUAAACUUGAAUACUGGUUUACUCUUUCAUAAAAUGCUUUCAGUUAUCUUGUUUAACCUCAUAACCAGCUCUGAAAGAGAAAGGACAUGCUAUAUUCCCAUUUUAGAGAUGAAGAAUCUGAGGUUAAGAUAAAGGACUCAGUUAAGCUCAUAUCAUUAAUAAAUGGUAGAGCUACUAAUAGGGAAAGAAAGCCAGCAUUACUAAAUGCUUACUAUGUGCCAGGCACUACAUUUUCUCAUGUAAUCUUAAACAGUCUGGGAAUUAGAUAGUAUAAUUCUUACGAAGAAAUUAUCUCAGCGGGUGGACAAACACACACAAAUCUGCUGCCUCUAAUUUCCAAAAUUAGAAUGUAGGAAAUUUUAAAAUUGUGAAAACCUCAUGGAUUUGGGCAAACUGAAUGUAUAUAAGUUGUUGAAGUUGGCACAAAAAAUAUGUAAUGAGGCCUACUCUUUUCAGUUAACCUUUUGUAAUAUUUGGAGUAUUUGGACAAAUGUUCCAUUAACUCUAAAGUCCAUUAAUUUUGUAACUAUACUUAAAAUUUUGAAUCUUGCAACUAAGUUUAGCCUCAUUCAGAAUUUUUUAUUUUAUGAACAUAAUUUAUUGUUUUAAAUUAAUUUUUUAGCUGAUAGCAGUUAGCACUUAAUAUGUAAAUUGAAUAAUUUAUGAAGUGUAGAAAUUUGUUAACCUAAUCAGUUUUUACUUAAAUGCACCAAAGAUUUUUAGUAGGUAUUAAAAUAGUUUAAAAGAAUUAAAAUUCUUUGUUGUUUGAAUAAAUAUUUGUCCAAAGAAGCACAGUUGAAGUCCUAGGAUUAUGGAUUUUUUAAAAAAAUCGUUAGUUUGAAUACUAAGAUUAAGUGUUUGUGUUUAUAUGUAUAAAAAUAAAAACAGAAGAAAACACUCUGGGAAUAGUCAUACUGACAAAUCAAUUACAAGUAAGAAUACUCAGUUUUCCUCAGUUUAAUUAAUUAAAUGUUAUCUUUAAGUGGACACUAUUAAAUGCUAAAUAAUAAGCUUAUUUUUUACACUACACUAUUAAAAUAAUUUUGCCUUAGAGUUUUUUUUUAAGACAAGUUGAACUUAUUUUUAUAAGAAACCCCACCUAUUUUUUGCAGCCUAAAAUACCAUUUAAGUUUAGGGUUUGUUCUUCAUGCCAGCAAGAUUUAACCAACAACUGUAAAGGUAAUGAUCUUUGCGUACUUUUAAGUAAUUUAGUCAUUUAUUGCUGGGACAAAAGGAGUAGCAUAAAUAGGGUUUUAAACUGGUGCUUUAUUAAAUGACUUCCUUUUAAGUGAUUGUAGGUCAUGAAAUAGGUACACUAAUAUUCUGUCAACUUUAAAAGUGUCAAGACAUCUUUGCAGAGUGACUAUAAACUGUUAAGGGCUAAUAAGUAAUUAAAUAUCAUUCAUUGCUUUUCACUCUUUAAUUGCAAACAAAAACACAAUUAAACUGGUAUGUUUAUAAGUUUGAGUUCUUUUCCUACCAGAUCAUUUUAACAUAUCAUUGAUGAAAAGUCAGAUUUAGAGCAUUAGCUCUUUGACAGUGUCCUUUUUAUACCCAGUCUUUUCUGAAUUGAAUGCUUUGUGCCUUUUCGCUGUGUUGUAGUUGCUUAAAAUUGAUUCUGCUGGCUAGAUUGUACUGGUUAAUAAAUGAUUUUGAUUUUGUUGUUGUUGUUAUGGGUUUUAUGUUUGUGCUGCCUGCUGGUCAGGCAACACUUUUUUUUAGAUUAUUUUAUGAUUAUUUAGGAAAAUGGCACUAAGUACAAGUGUGAACAUUUGGUUUUUUAAAAUCUCUUUUGUGGCCUUUAUAGUUACUGUGAAGCCACUCCAGGGCCUGUCUCUAGACGCUUAUUAGAAGAAUCUGACAAAUAAAAUAAAAUGAGUAGUGUGUCUGCCUCUCUGUCUCCUCCUCCCACUCACCCUCCCCUCCCUUUUUAAAAGUAAUCAGUUCCCAUAACUGCACAGCUCUACAUUGAAUGGCUUCUCAUUUCAGUUUGCCUAAAACUGAACUAGAGGUGAUGGUUUGAGAUGAGUUUCUCAUUAGGAGCAGCAACAUUCCAACCAACAUACAAUUGAGUUGAUGAACUCAGGAAAAAUAAGGACUUUUAAAUUCAUACUUGGAUUAUUCUAAGAUUCAGUGCCAAAUUUGAAGUAACUAAAAGUGUAUUCUUUAAUAAGGAACAAGUAGCAUUUCUAAAACUUUAAAUAGUGUUAUGAUAAAUGUUACUUGUGAUUAGGGUGAAUAAUGGAUAAUGUGAGAAUAAUUUUCUAAAUAAUUUCUAGGAACUAUAGGCAAUUCUUCCUUAGAUACUCCCCUUCUUUUACACAUUCCUCUCUUGGUAAAUCUGUAGUGUUCUUUUGGGGGAUCACCCUCUUGUUUCUCUAAUGUUAUUUCAACUUAAAGAUACUUUUAUCCUAGAAUAUUAGCAUGCUUUCUGCUCUUCUCUUUGGAAGUAGCAUUAAUAAGAUAGAAAUAAUAGGAUUAGGUUGUGUGGAAGAUGAGAGAAAGAAGGUCUUGGUAGAGUGACUAUGUUUUGUUUACUCUUCAUGUUUCAUUCAACUUGCUAUGUAUUGAUCUUAAGUCUAUGACUAUUGAAGAAGCCCAAGACAAUUUAAAUUUAGCCUCUGCAGCCAUUUAUACAAAGAGAAAAUAAGAAUUAUAUUCAGAGAAUAGAGGUUAUAUAAAGAUGGACGUAUCUUUUUUUAAAUCUUAAGUAAAAAAGUAAUUUCAGUGCUUGCAUUAUUGUUGGAGAUUCUAAAACAUUUCUUGAAUGAAGAGCAUGUAUACUCAUUGUUAUUUUGCCUCUUUGCUUGGUAUUCCUGCUUGCGUUAAAGUUGGACAGUGUACUGUGGUGUAAUUACAAAAUUUUUAUUUCUUCCAACAAUUGGACUUUUCUUAUCCCUAUAGAUACAACUGUAUUACAAUAGAUGAGUGUGGCUGCCAAAAAGAAUGAAUACAAAGGUGGGCAUUUAGCUGCUCCAUGUUGUGUAGUAAGUGUUCUAAUUAAAGGGAUUUGUGAUGUACAUUAAAGUGGAAAUGCUUUUGAACUUA